AUGGCGCGUGGUGUCAUCCAGAGGAAAAUGCAUCAAAAAUUAGCUGAUGGACAAGGAGAUGUAUUAGAGCUUACUAUCGAGGCAUUCUGCCGCAGGAAGGGGCAGCCGGAGCCUCCGGCCACCACUCCGCAGACUCCUACCACCCAGCCGAUUCAGCCGCCUCCUACCACCACCCAGCCCAUUCAGCCUCCUGUUCAGCCACCUCCUGCCCCCACGAGGCCGAUUCAGCCUCCUACCCCAACUCCCAUAAAGAAUGGACCAUGGGGCGGAACAACGAGUGACAAACUUCAUCAUUUCAACCCAAACAUGUCUGUAGGCCUAAAGAGUGUGACAUUCAUCUAUUAUCAUGCUGUUAAUGGACUUCGUUUCAAUUAUACCGGCAAAGAUGGCUAUGAAAACUCCAGCGAACUUUUUGGUAAUAACGGCCAUGGCCCCGACGCUAAAAGGCAAACAGUUCAUCUAGGCCCUAGGGAGUUCGUGACGGAGCUGUCAGGAACACACCAACAUGAAAGAAGAUCAAAUAAUAUUGCAAUAUAUUGCCUUAAGCUGGUCACCAACCUCGGCAAAACUUAUGGACCUUUCGGAAGUGCCAACAUAGGCGCCGCUUUCAGGUUUUCCGUGCCUCCAAACAGCAAAAUUGUCGGCUUCAUUGGGGGAUCUACCGGUUACGCCGUCAAUUCAAUUGGUGCCUACACGCUCGAAAAUUCUGCUUAG
Triticum turgidum subsp. durum (durum wheat) is the source of this 714-nucleotide messenger RNA. Lineage: Eukaryota; Viridiplantae; Streptophyta; Magnoliopsida; Poales; Poaceae. The record is from the annotation of a GenBank genome assembly.